Molecule: messenger RNA, 2395 nt
Organism: Anoplopoma fimbria (sablefish)
Lineage: Eukaryota; Metazoa; Chordata; Actinopteri; Perciformes; Anoplopomatidae
Product: heparan sulfate glucosamine 3-O-sulfotransferase 6-like
Exons: 2
Coding region: 321-1445 (374 amino acids)
Molecular function (GO): [heparan sulfate]-glucosamine 3-sulfotransferase activity
Source: RefSeq, a predicted model, not a curated record
CCACGGGAGCGCGCAGAAGGCACGGAGCUCUGACGCACAGCCUCCUCUCAGCUCAGCCGCACAGGGACUUUGGUCGAGUUAUGAAAAAAUCUGCAAGUUGUCUUUGAUGGCGAGCUGACGAGAUAUAGAUAUAUAUAUAUAUAGAUAUAUAUAUAUAGAUAUAUAUAGAGAGAGAGAGUCAAAGGGCCAGCGAGAUAAACUGAGGAAUAUGCGGAGCUUUUUUACGCGCAAGGGGCAAGUUUUCCGCCACUUGCUGUGUUUUGUUUUUUUCUUUAAAAAAAAAAUCACUGAGUGGACUUUUAGAAGUAUGAUUUAUUUUGAUGUGGCAUGUUUCCUGCGUUGUGUCCCCGUGCUCCGGUGUGCGCCUCAUGGGAUGUAGUAAAUGGAGAGCUGCGUUCAACUUCGGACACCUGAGGGUGCAGUCCAAGCUGUCCGUCUUCUUGACCAUGAUCAUUCUCUUCACUUACCUCUUUUACUGCCUCAACGGAUACUGUGACUCCUUGCCUCGGCCAGUUUACGACCAACAAAGCAAUAUUCAAAACAAAAACACCCUCAAGGAUGGAGGAGACGCGUCGGCGCAGGACGAGUCUCAGGUGGUCCGGGAGCAGCUGUCUGACCUGUCUGACAGCGGGGCUCCAUCCGACAACAUCUCGAUAGCCAACAAUUUCGGCAGCAAAAAGUUCCCCCAGGCCAUCAUCAUCGGGGUGAAGAAAGGGGGCACGCGGGCUCUGCUGGAGUUCCUGCGCAUCCAUCCGGACGUGAGGGCCGUCGGCUCUGAGCCACACUUCUUUGACCGCUUCUACGACAAGGGACUGGACUGGUACAGGAACCUGAUGCCUCGUACUCUGGAGGGUCAGAUCACCAUGGAGAAGACCCCCAGUUACUUUAUCACUAAGGAAGCCCCUCACCGUGUCUCCUCUAUGAGCCGCCACACCAAGCUCAUCGUGGUGGUGCGUGACCCUGUGACCCGGGCUGUUUCUGAUUACACCCAGACUCUGUCCAAAUCUCCCGGGCUCCCGUCCUUCCAGAACCUGGCCUUUCGCAAUGCAACCACAGGCCUCAUCGACACAUCUUGGAGUGCCGUGCGCAUCGGCAUCUACGCCAAGCACCUAGAGACCUGGCUGCGCUUCUUCCCGCUCUCAAGCCUGCUCUUUGUCAGUGGCGAACGCCUUGUGACGGACCCAGCAGGGGAGAUGGGCCGAGUCCAGGACUUCUUGGGGCUCAAGCGCGUAGUGACAGACAAGCACUUCUACUUCAACCAGACCAAAGGUUUCCCCUGCCUAAAGAAGCCCGAGGGGAGCAGCAGGCCGCGCUGCCUGGGGAAGUCGAAGGGCAGGCCCCAUCCCCAGAUCCCCUCGGAUGUCCUGCAUCGGCUCAGAGACUUCUACAGACCCUUCAAUCUCAAGUUUUACCAAAUGACCGGCCACAAUUUUGGCUGGGAUUGAUCGACUACUCGCCAAGGCUAUUAAAAACUGUUAGUAGCGUUCUUGUUUAGCCACCUACCAAAACCAGACAGGGAUAGCUUGAAGACAUUGUGUAUUACCAAAGCUUUUACUGUGCUUUUUCUUCAUUUCUUAAGCUAUGAAAACUCCCUCCUUUCUCCAGAUUUACAUCAACCAUGCUUACAACGUUUGUGAGAGCUUCAAACCCUUAGCAAGCAAUGCUAGAAGAACACUUUUGAGAAGUGCUGGUUGCUGCUGAAAUGUGAUGAGGGCAAACCGGAUUGAAGCAUACUGUCUCCAGAAAGAUGCCAACACUGCAAAGAGAUGUGCCUGAGCUUAAACCAAAUGGCAAAAUAGUAACAAGCCUUGACAGUCUGGCAAAGCUACUAUAAACCAAAUUACAUAUCAGACUAUUGGGACACGAGAGCUCUGCUGAAAAAAACACUGUCACAUUCAACGAGGAAAGAAGCAAAGGGUUUCGAAUUAUGCACACUGGUACAAUUAAGAAAUUAAUGUAAAUGUGUUUUGUCGAGGUAUCACUUUAUCAUUCAGAAUCCUUUCAAUCCAAUAAGCAUUGUUCUGUUCGCCUCUGUCACGUUUAUUCUGUGUAUGAAGUUAAAUGAAAGCUCCCUUUCUGGACUGUCCUUAUUAAAAAAUAAAGAUGUAGCAUACGCAGGAGGAUACCUGGUACUGGUGGAAAAAAAAGGACCAGAAAUGUAUAACACAGCUACUAUGUGCUGUACAUUUGCUGUUAUUUAUGUUGCCAAUACAAUGCUUGUAUAAAACGUUCUCUACAGACGACACCUGUAUCUGUGAUGUUUUCUACUUCAUUUAAUCAACACUCACCUCUACAAACGGUACUUACAUGCAACUGUAUAUUUCUAAAAGCUUAAUUUAUAAUAUGACAAACUAUUGUUGGGAUGUGUUCUCUAAAACUUUUGUAUAUGACAUGC